Messenger RNA from Camelus dromedarius (Arabian camel), 1367 nucleotides. It is a transcript of the gene HSD17B7, whose product is annotated as hydroxysteroid 17-beta dehydrogenase 7. The transcript is spliced from 9 exons. The record is from RefSeq and is a predicted model, not a curated record. Gene Ontology annotation, biological process: cholesterol biosynthetic process. Gene Ontology annotation, cellular component: endoplasmic reticulum membrane. Gene Ontology annotation, molecular function: 5-alpha-androstane-3-beta,17-beta-diol dehydrogenase (NADP+) activity; estradiol 17-beta-dehydrogenase [NAD(P)+] activity; 3-beta-hydroxysteroid 3-dehydrogenase (NADP+) activity. The coding region runs from base 163 to 1167 and encodes 334 amino acids. Lineage: Eukaryota; Metazoa; Chordata; Mammalia; Artiodactyla; Camelidae.
AGGGGCCCAGGGGGUAUCGAUGACGCAAGGGGCGGUGGGGCCUCGCCGGACCCUGAUUGACGGGCUGAGGGGCGUGGGCGUGGCUGGGGCGAGGUCACCUGUCAAAGUCCUUCGGAGCCGCUGUGCCAGGUGCCCGUGUGCGUGGCUUCUGAGUGCACGACGAUGCGGAAAGUGGUUUUGAUCACCGGGGCUAGCAGUGGCGUUGGCCUAGCCCUCUGCAGGCGGUUGCUGAAGGAAGACGAUGAGCUUCACCUGUGCUUGGCGUGCAGGAACCUAAGCAAAGCGGAGGCCGUCCGUGAUGCUCUGCUGGCCUCCCACCCCGCCACUGAGGUCAGCAUCGUGCAGGUGGAUGUCAGCAGCCUGCCGUCGGUGUUCCGGGCCUCCAAGGAGCUCAAGCAAAGGUUUCAGAGAUUAGACUAUGUAUAUCUAAAUGCUGGGAUCAUGCCCAACCCACGCCUAAACAUCAAAGCACUUUUCCGUGGCCUCUUUUCAAGAAAGGUGAUUCAUAUGUUCUCCACAGCAGAAGGACUGCUGACCCAGAAUGAUAAGAUCACUGCCGAUGGGCUCCAGGAGGUGUUUGAAACCAAUGUCUUUGGCCACUUUAUCCUGCUUCAGGAGCUGGAAUCUCUCCUGUGUCACAGUGACCGUCCAUCUCGGCUCAUCUGGACCUCAUCUCGCAAUGCGAAGAAGUCGAAUUUCAGCCUUGAAGACAUCCAGCACAGCAGGGGCCAGGAGCCCUACAGCUCUUCCAAAUAUGCUAUUGACCUUCUGAGCGUGGCUUUGAACAGGAAAUUCAACCAGCAGGGUCUGUAUUCCAGUGUGGUGUGCCCAGGUACGAUGCUAACCAACAUAACGUAUGGGAUUCUACCUCCCUUAAUAUGGACACUGAUCAUGCCAAUCAUAUGGCUGCUUCGCUUUUUUGCAAACGCCUUCACUUUGACACCAGACAAUGGAACAGAAGCACUGGUCUGGCUUUUCCACCAAAAGCCUGAGUCUCUCAAUCCUCUGGUGAAAUAUCUGAGCGCCACCAAUGGUUUUGGAAGCAAUUAUGUGACGUCGAGAAAGAUGGACCUAGAUGAAGACAUUGCUGAAAAGUUUUACCAAAACCUAUUGGAACUGGAAAAGCGUAUUAGGGUCACCAUUCAAAAAACUGAUAACCAGAGCUGACAGUGCCGCUCUCUGAAAUGUUUCAUGCCUUCUGUGGGUUCUGGAGCACAUGGGUUUCCACUGGGUUGGAUGACAUGCAUUUGUGGUAAAUGGAACUAUAAUUUUCCCUUUUCCUUCAUUUCAGAAUCACCUCUAAUACUGUAUGUGUGUGUGCACAUGAGAAAAAGAUCAAUAAAAUAUUCAUUGGAUAUUCUUAAGAA